UUCCUUCCAGAAUAUUCUCUGUAAAAUCCAAAAUCAGCACCCACCAGUCCUCAGAUGCACAGCAACAAAUAGAGAGUGUGUGACUUGUGAAUUUGAGCCACCAUUUAAGACUAUAACACAUGCGUGAUCAAUAAGCCAUUCCUUCAGUGCCACAUUCUUCAUUAACCCUAGAUCUUCCUCUUCAAGCUCCUCCUUUUGCGUCACCCCAACUCAACCACCCUCUCACUUUCAAUCUAACAUUCACUCUUUUCAAACCCAGAUCUAUUCAAUUCAACAAUUUUUACCUUAACGCUCUUGUAGAUUUCAACGCCAAAACCAUUUCAUAUUAUCCAUUCUUUUCACUCUUUCUUGGCUUGAAUCAUUUCUGGGUGAUCUUGUUUCUUAACAAGUUUGCUGUUUUUUUUUUCUUUUUUGCUUUAAUUGUUUUGAAUUCCGCGUUUCAUUUAGUGGGGUCUUCUUGAAUUGCGCUGUUAUUUUUCUUUAUAUUACACACUCGUUGGUUCCUUAUCUAGAUCUAAUUGUUUUGCGGUAUGCUUUAUAUGUAGUAUAUUCUUUGUAGUGAAUUCUCAUGGCAAUGCCAUCGGGAAAUGUGGUAAUACCAGACAAAAUGCAGUUUUCAAAUGGUGGAGGUGGUGCCGGUACCGGUGUUGGCGGUGAGAUUCAACAGCACCAUUACCGCCAGCAAUGGAUUGUUGAUGAGAGGGAUGGGCUUAUUGGCUGGCUGCGAAGCGAAUUCGCUGCUGCCAAUGCCAUCAUAGACUCCCUAUGUCAGCAUUUACGUAUGGUUGGGGACACUGGGGAGUAUGAUAUGGUCAUUGGGGCCAUUCAGCAGAGGCGAUGUAAUUGGAACCAGGUCCUGCUUAUGCAGCAAUACUUUUCUGUGGCUGAUGUUACGUAUGCACUGCAGCAAGUGGCGUGGAGGAGGCAACAGAGGCCUCUGGAUCCAGUUAAAGUGGGUGCAAAAGAAGUUAGAAAACCUGGUCCCGGAUACCGGUAUGGGCAUAGGUUUGAUCCUGCAAAGGAAGGUUAUAAUUCUAGUGUAGAGUCUUAUAGUCACGAUGGAAAUGCCACGUUUCCCAGAGGCAUGGAGAAAGGGACUCCAACUGUUGUGAAGACUGAAGAACAUAAGUCUGGUAGCAAUGUUGAGAAAGUGGGGGAUAAGGGUUUAGCGUCUGUUGAAGAGAAGAAAGGGAGUGAAUCUGAUUCUGUUGAAAGUCAACAUCAAAGCCAAAGUUUUUCUACCACAGCAAAGACUUUCGUUGGCAAUGAAAUGAUUGACGGGAAGAUGGUGAAUGUGGCUGAUGGACUGAAGUUGUAUGAAGAUUUAUUUGAUAGCACUGAAGUUUCAAACCUUGUUUCAUUGGUCAAUGAUCUAAGGAUUUCUGGGAAAAAGGGACAGUUAGGAAAUCAGGCAUAUGUAGUUUCAAGAAGGCCCAUGAAAGGGCAUGGAAGGGAAAUGAUUCAGUUGGGUGUUCCAAUUGCUGAUGCCCCAGCAGAAGGGGAAAACAUGACAGGAGCCUCCAAAGAUAUGAAUGUGGAACCGAUACCUUCCUUGUUUGAAGAUAUUAUUCAGCGUUUGGUUUCAUCACAAGUAAUGACUGUGAAGCCUGAUUGUUGCAUUGUGGAUUUCUAUAACGAGGGUGAUCACUCACAGCCCCACAGUUGGCCAUCAUGGUUUGGAAGGCCCGUGUAUAUCCUUUUUCUAACAGAAUGUGAAAUGACUUUUGGAAGAUUAAUUGUCUCAGAACAUCCUGGGGAUUAUAGGGGCAGUCUCAAGCUUUCUCUCGCCCCAGGGUCCCUUCUGGCCAUGCAAGGGAAAUCCUGUGAUUUUGCCAAGCAUGCUCUUCCUUCCGUACGCAAGCAACGCAUACUUGUUACCUUCACAAAGUUCCAACCGAAAAAGUCAGUACCAAGUGACGCCCAGCGUCUUUUCUCACCAGCAGCAUCUUCUCAAUGGGGUCCGCCACCAAGCCGAACUCCCACUCAUGUUCGUCAUCCUGUAGGCUCCAAGCAUUAUGCUGCACUUCCAACUUCUGGAGUACUGCCAGCUCCUCCCAUUCGACCACAAAUUCCAGCUCAAGUUGGCAUGCAACCAUUGUUUGUUACUGCUCCAGUUGUACCUCCCAUGCCGUUUCCUGCACCUGUGCCAAUCCCACCUGGUUCUGCUGGAUGGACGACGGCACCUCCUCCAAGAGUCCUUGUUCCUGGCACAGGAGUCUUUCUACCUCCACCAGGGUCCGGCAACUCAUCACAACAGUUAUCAGCUGGUACUUUGGCUGAAGUGAAUCCAAGCAUGGAAACUCCAACCAUGCAAGAGAAGGAAAAUGGGAAAACUAAUCAUAAUAGUACAAGUACUUCACCAAAAGGAAAGGUGCAAAAGCAAGAAAGCAAUGGCCAUACUGAUGGAACUCAAGAUGAACCAGCCCAAGAAUCAUGGCAGGAUAGCAACGACAAAGCUCUGCCGAGCCAUUGAGGUGUAGCGUACAUAGAGAGAGAGGAAAAGCUUAUGAGACGAAGAUGAUAGGGUGUGAACUCAACUUGAGUAUGAGAGAAAUGUAAAGGGCGGCAACACGAGGUGUCAUCAUACUGCUGGAGAGAACAAGGGAAGGAGGUAGAACUUUUGGUUCUAUACUGAUCCUUUCUUUGCUCCAGUCCUUUUUGGUUGUCUUGAAAUAUCAAACUCUUACACGAAGGGAAACGCAUUUUUAAUACUAAUUUUGGUCUUUCCUAUCUUA
Messenger RNA from Vigna radiata var. radiata (mung bean), 2735 nucleotides. RefSeq lists its product as uncharacterized. Gene Ontology annotation, biological process: mRNA catabolic process. The record is from RefSeq and is a predicted model, not a curated record. Gene Ontology annotation, molecular function: demethylase activity; mRNA binding. NCBI's taxonomy places the organism in Eukaryota, Viridiplantae, Streptophyta, Magnoliopsida, Fabales, Fabaceae. Bases 569 to 2473 code for a protein of 634 amino acids. The transcript has 7 exons.